This is a messenger RNA of Toxotes jaculatrix (banded archerfish), 5082 nucleotides long. RefSeq lists its product as uncharacterized. The record is from RefSeq and is a predicted model, not a curated record. The transcript has 26 exons. Bases 1 to 5082 code for a protein of 1693 amino acids. Gene Ontology annotation, molecular function: protein binding; DNA binding; DNA (cytosine-5-)-methyltransferase activity, acting on CpG substrates. NCBI's taxonomy places the organism in Eukaryota, Metazoa, Chordata, Actinopteri, Toxotidae. Gene Ontology annotation, cellular component: nucleus. Gene Ontology annotation, biological process: negative regulation of transcription by RNA polymerase II.
AUGAAGCUGAAGGAAGACCAACUAAGACGGUCGGAAUUCGCAGAGGCUUUGUUGGAUCUUCAACAGACAGCUGAGAGCCCGGGUAUGAGCCCGGAUCUGAUGCAGACAGCCGAGAGCUCCGAACCGAAGCGGCCAGCGAACCCACGAUCAGAGGGCAUCAGUGGGAAUGUGACAUUAAUUGAUCAAGGUCCGUCCGUUCAGAAGAUGGCAGCGAAUUUAACUGCAGGACAUUCGUAUAACUGCUAUGAGCUGCUGGCUUGGCUCAACGAAACUUUACAGACUGGCUUCACUGAGGUGGAGCAGGUUUGCACAGGUGCGGCCUAUUGUCAGCUGAUGGACUUGUUAUUUCCUGGGUGCCUGGACCUUUCCAGGGUCCGGUUCCAAAGCAGUAACAUGGUGGACUUUAUUCACAACUACAGUUUACUGCAAGCUGCAUUCAGAAAAGUUGAUGUAGUCCAACACAUCCCCAUUGAGGCGCUGAUAAAGAGGAACCCUACAGCAGCUCGGACCUUCCUGCAGUGGUUUAAGCUGUUUUUUGAUGAGAACAACAAAGGCAGGGAGUACCAUGCCUUGGAGGCCAGAGGGGGACAGAGUAUGGUUUCUGCUGACUCAGAUGGCCAUUCCUCCCAGACCCCUCAUCAGAAACUGGAGAUUAUUGUGAUGAUGGAGGGCAAAACAGUGGAGGAACCAAGAAAAGAAAAACCAAGGGAGAAUUUGAGCAGCAGUGCAGAUGCAGAUGUAGUAGUAAUGAUAUCUGAUGAUGAGGAUGAUGUGGUGUUUGUGAGGAUGGAGCACAAAACAGAGAAAAUGGAGGCAACAAUGAAAGAAGAGAGUGCGCAGGAGAUAAAGGGAGUAGAGGAAGCAGACGCAGCAGCGGACAAGGGAAGUCAAGGAAAUAACCUCCACAGCAGCGAGACUCUGUUGCGCUUCAUCAGAAGAUACUGUUGUGACAGUGUGGACACAGACUCAUCCGUCAGUCCAAACACUCAUGCAUCUCACCCUUCAGUUUCUGCCAUCUUGAAUCCAUCCCACCCAAAAGACAUUAUCCGAGCCUCCUCGCACACACCGUACUGCCUCUACCUGUACAUGGGGGUAGAGCUGGGCGGAGGGCAGAGCACAAGCGUAGUCCUGAUUGGUUACUUUGACCAGAGUUCAGGGGCCAGCGUGGUGAGGCUGCUGCACACUCUGCAGCUGAGUGUUGACACUGCCGACGCACGGACCUCGGUCGACAUGGACUCCGAUGCACACCUUCUGAUUGAGAUGCUGCAGAAAUCUGGCCUUUCUCUGUCUAACCUCGCCGUGUUUUAUUGUAACGCUCCACACCCAGGGCGGAGCCAGGUGUUUGUAACCCAGCUCCGGGCUUACAGCCCGAAGGUGGUGUCUCUCUGCGGCCUCCCUGGGAUGGCAGGGAGAGCCUGCCAGGCCGGACUCAGUGCUUCUUUUAGUUGCGUGGUCCACCUGGUUAGAGACAUCCAUCAUCACUACUCCACCCACCCCUCAGUUAAUGACAGUCUGAAAGAGCUGUUUGCUAAUGCAAAGUCUUAUAACCCAUCGCAGCCUGUCUCUGCGCAGUGUUUAUUUAUCAUCCGCAUUGUGCAGAAGAUGGUCAGCAGCUGGAGGGACUUAGUGGAGUAUUUUAAGUCACUGAGGCAAACAGAUGCUGAUCGUAUCAGAAGGCAGCUGAUGGAUUAUAAAGUUAAACUGAACUUCCUCUUCCUCUCUCACGCUUUGGAACCGCUUCGCGCUCUUCAAGAACUGCAGCACUAUGGCGCAGCGGACCUGGCUGUGGAGCUGCAGCUGACCUCCAUACUGAUCCACUCCUACGCAGAGAACCUCCUCCAGCCCUCCGCCACGGAGCAGUUUCUCAGCAGGCGAGACGUGAGUCUCCUCCACAAUGAAAAUGCGCUGCUCCCCACAGCAGAGGUGAACGUAGGCUCCCAUGCCAGAGACUUCCUGUGGGCCACUGCUGUCGUGGAUCUCGGGGAACAGGAGAGGAGUGACUUCCUGAACGGUGCCGUGGCUUUCUAUAAAGCAAUACUGCAGAGUUUAGUGCAGAGCCUUCCCGAUAAGCUUGGAGACAUGGCACUGAGGAAUAUCGCCACAGUGCUGAAACAUCCUCAAAAUAUCACUAACACUAAGUUGUCCAGGCGAGUGCUGUCAGAGUUGGGAGUUCAGCUUGGUCUGUGUAAUGCCAGGUCUCUAGAAACAGGCCAGCUGGCAUAUGACUACCUCAGUAUCAUUAAGAAUGUGAAGGAGGAACAGACCAGCGGAACAGGAGAAGGUCAUUGCUGGACGAAGAUGUUGGGGAGCAUGAGACCACACUCUAUCCUGCACAGACUCCUCCUGACCCUCCUGGCCCUGCCAAGCUCUCUGUGCAGGACACAGGUGUUUACCAAGGUGUUGAAAAGCACCAAGGCUCCUCCUGACAGCGGGGAAGCCCCCAGAGACGCACCUCAACCAGACAGGUGGGCAGGAAGAAGGGAACUACAGGGAGAUUAUGGUGGCAGGAAGAAAGAAGAGGAGGAUGAAGAGAGUUCAUCGGAGCAUAGUGACAGUUUCGUGGCCAAACCCAGUCUACAUGUUCCCUCCGAACACUACAGCAGUACGGAGGACUCGGACUACACAGAUGAUUCAGAUGUGGUUGAUGUUACAGAAGAAUUCAAAACGUCUCGGAGCAGCAGACUCAUGAAGGCGCAAAGCCUGCAGAGUCCACAGGCAGAGCCUGUCAUCGUUUUGUGCAGUGAUGAUGAAGACGACAACAUGGUUUCAACAAGCACACCAUCCAGCUCAACAGGAGUGUUGGGGGAGCUGGUCUGGGGUAAGUUGGAGGGCUUUCCUCCCUGGCCAGGCAUCAUCAUACCCUGUCAGGUAGAGAAUCAGCUUCCAGGGAAGAGGAUGGUGGGCUGGUACGGACAGAGGACGUCCUCUCAGGUCAGUUUGCCUGCUCUGAGACCUUUUGCUGCCUUUGACCAAUACUUCUGUACCCGCUCCCUCACCACCCUCGUCACCUACAGAGAAGCCAUUUUCUUGUCGCUGGAGGAGGCGGCCCUUCGCUGUAAGAAAGAGUUUUCUGAGUGUCUUGGGGACAGUGAUGAGCUGCUGAACCAGAUGAUCGACUGGGCCUUUGAAGGGUUUCUACCCACAGGGCCAGGCGGAUUCAAACCAACGGUUUCCAUAAACGGUGUUACUACAACAAGCAACAGACCGAAGGCGAAGAAGAAACUCCUCCUGAACGCCACCUCCUCUCCUCCCUCCUUCAGCUCCUCCACCCCUAUGAGCAGCAGUACCAACACUGAGAGGAAGGAAGCAGCUGUCUCCUUGAACAAACUGUUGUGUGACUCCACAGAGAAUUCUUCCCUCAGAUGUGGAGGCGGAAAAUCUGUGUUGGAAGAAGGAUUUGAUUUUGUGGGAAAAGGCACUAAAGGAGACAUGAAGGAAAAAGCAUCCAGAGGAGGAUGGGAAGGAGAGAGAGAUGACUGGGGAGGAGGAUUUGAGAAGGUGAAGGGGGGAUGGGGAAGAGGUAAAAUUAAGGGAGGAUGGAAAGGAGGGAGGGGUCAGAGGAAGAAAAGCAGCCUGUUAGAUAGGCUUGAUGCUGACAUGUCUCCAGACUUUGUGCCGCACAAGAAGAGGACCAACACCAAAACGUACAACAAGGACAACCAGGGGAACAGCGUGUACACCCAGCCGGACCAGAAACUCCGAGAGGAGACCAUCUGUAGGAUCACAGACAUGAAACUGGACAUCGAAGGCUUCUGUUUGUGUUGUGGAACUGAAGACACUGAGAUAUUCCACCCUCUGUUUCAAGGCAGCCUCUGCUUAAAGUGUAAAGAUAACUUUACAGAGACUCUGUAUCGUUAUGAUGAAGAUGGAUAUCAGUCGUACUGUACCAUCUGCUGCUACGGACUGAAGGUCAUACUGUGUGGCAACGAUAGCUGCUGCAGAUCUUACUGUGACGACUGUCUGAACAUCCUCGUCGGCCCAGGGACGUUUGAGUCACUGACGCUGCUGGACCCGUGGAUCUGCUACCUGUGUCAGCCUCACCGGCCCCAUGGUGCCCUGAUUCCCAGGGAGGACUGGAGCAUUCGUGUUCAGAAGCUGUUUGCCAACACCAGCGCCAUGGAGUUUGAGCCGCACCGUGUUUACCCAUCCAUCCCUGCCAACCUGCGAAGACCAGUUCGAGUCCUCUCACUGUUCGAUGGCAUAGCCACAGGCUACCUGGUGCUGAAGGAUCUUGGCUUUAAAGUAGAGAAAUACGUCGCGUCAGAGGUUUGUGAGGAUUCGGUUGCCGUGGCGGCCGUCAACCAUGGUGGGAAGAUCAUCCAUGUCGGUGACGCCCGGCUCAUCACCCAGGAACAUAUCGAGCAGUGGGGUCCGUUUGAUUUGCUGAUCGGUGGCAGCCCCUGUAAUGACCUGUCCAUCGUCAACCCACUCAGAAAAGGCCUCUAUGAGGGCACCGGCAGGCUUUUCUUUGAGUUCUACCGCAUCCUUCAGCUGCUGAAGCCCGAAGACGGAGACCCCAGGCCAUUCUUCUGGCUGUUUGAGAACGUGGUCUUCAUGAACACACAUGACAGAGUCAACAUCUGCCGCUUCCUCGAGUGCAACCCGGUGCUGGUGGAUGCAGUCAAAGUGAGCCCGGCCCACAGAGCUCGUUACUUCUGGGGGAACAUCCCGGGGAUGAGCAGGCCCAUCAUAGCCUCCCAGAGCGACAAGCUGAGUCUCCAGGACUGUUUAGAGAUCGGUAGAAAAGCCAGGGUCAGUAAGGUGAGGACGAUCACCACCAAUUCAAACUCUCUGAAGCAGGGCAAAGAUGUGUCUCUGCUGCCCGUCCUCCAGGACGGCAGAGAGGACAACCUCUGGAUCACCGAACUAGAAAAAAUCUUUGGUUUCCCCAAACAUUACACCGACGUGAGGAACAUGAACCGGCAGCAGAGGCAGAAGGUGCUGGGGAAGGCGUGGAGUGUGCCGGUCAUUCGCCACCUCUUCGCUCCCCUGAAGGACUAUUUUUCCUGCGAGGAGCUUCUGACCACGUCCACCACCUCCCUGUCCUCUCCUGCCUCUCCAGAGCUGCUUCAGCUGAGAUAG